AUGGUGGAGACGGGAACGCCGACGAGCGCGCUCGUGCUCACGCCUCUAUCUCCCCCUUCUCUCUCCCUCAACCACCAUGAUCCAGAUACACAAGUACAUGCGAGGCAGAGAGACAGGAGCAAUAUCCGGGAUGAUUCGGGCGAGCGCCUCACGUCCGCGAAACCGCCUGGGUGCCUUGGCAUCAUUCAACCGCCGCUAAGCUCCAUCUGCAACAAACUCGAGCGGCCCCGCCUCAAGUCUCCGUCAGCGGCCCCGGUCGUGCAGAUCGUAGGGAACUUCGCCCCCAUCGGUGAGCAGUCGCCGACUUCAUCUCCAACGACUCCGGCGAAGACAGGCGACACCAGAGCGCGAGUCACAGAGAUCACCAUCAUCACUGUGUCCGACAGCAGGGUCUCAUGCCUCGUGUUUGGGACCAGAAAGGCAUCGUUCCUCUUGGAGGUGCCGCUCGGCGUCGCUGUCUCGCUCUUCGACAAGGGCCAUAGCAGGGGUCACACCGUUGAUAUCUGCGUCGUGAUCCUGGAGCGCCUGAAUCCUGUCGUACACACCCGCUAG
Molecule: messenger RNA, 552 nt
Organism: Zea mays
Lineage: Eukaryota; Viridiplantae; Streptophyta; Magnoliopsida; Poales; Poaceae
Exons: 2
Coding region: 1-552 (183 amino acids)
Source: RefSeq, a predicted model, not a curated record